AUGAUGGAUUGCAUACGGCCUCACCAGUUGACACAACAUUUAACCGUCACCACACCGAGACUGACAGCCCCUCAGAAUCCCCCGAUAAUAGUAUCCGUCCUGAUAGUAAUAGUAAUGGUGCUGGAGACAGUAACGGGGUCGAAAAGAGCAAUGGGGCCGGAAAGGGUAGUAGUGGUGAUCGUGAGUAUUCCAAUUGUCUUGCUUGGCCCACUUGGAAGUAACUUUGGUAAGCCAACCCCCCACCAUACAUGGCAGAGGAUACGCGAGCAGACCCACCUUUAGCGAGCUCUGUUCAAGGUAUGUUAAACCCCUGCCAACCUAAGCAUUGAAGCUCGCUCCAAAUUGACAUACCAGGCACCGGAGACAGUCAAAGCGAUCCCGUGGAACCAGACUGCCCGGAGUGGGAUUUUAGUCUGCCGCCCGUCACCAGCGGUGUUGGGCAAUUUCGACCGGAAGAGGGCAUGACACUGAGCUUCUCGGUAUCAAGGCUUGUCGUUGGUCUACAGCAAGGUAUCGACGACGAUAAGCUCGUUCAGUACUUUUCAUAUUAUCGGCCGGAGACUAUCGCGCGGAGCAUCAACGGAACCGUAUCGGGAUACCCCGGAAUUUUUUAUGCAGUCGCCACCAAUGAUGAGAAAUUAAUAAGGACCUGGAUAAAGCACGGAGGAGAUGCUAAUGCGGUGGAGAAGAUACAUGGAUUUCCGCUUCUGGCGUUUACCAUUUUAAACACGCUCAAUAUUCACAGAGACACUACGGCAAUGACCACCACGCUGCUUAGUUUAGGCGCGGAUGCUGGCGUUAUUCCAAGGGUCUUCUUUAUGCCAUUUCUACAGGACCCACCGGUGGAAGGCCCAGACCCACGAGUGGUAACAGAUAUAAACGAGCCGAAGAAGGAAUGGUGCAAACGGUACAUCUGGCCAUCGCUCGCUCGAGUAACCAAUAUUUCGCAAAGGUAUUUUCUGGAGAAGACCAUUAAGGGUAGGCCGGCAUCCGCACGUCAAACCCAGGUAGCUCUGGCCCAUAAUGCAACGGAAUUGUUGGGAAUAUCAUACUUCAUGAUUGGACAGGCGACAGCUGCAAGCUCUGUUAUUAAGAAGCUUCUCACGCAUCUCGCUCUGCCGACUGGUAAACCGUUGGUGCUGGUCUUCGCCGGACCUAGUGGUCACGGUAAAACAGAAUUGGCAAAGCGCCUUGGUCAACUCCUAACUCUUGAACUCGAAUGCGUCGAUUCUACAGAGAUCAAAUACGAGUCUGAUCUAUUCGGACCUAAGCAGCCAUACUUGGGAUAUCAACAAGGCUCCCCGUUAAACAACUUCUUGACACGAAUGAGCGGGAAACGGGCAAUCGUCUUCCUGGACGAGUUUGAAAAGACCACGCGAGAAGUGCAGAAUGCCUGCUUGAUUCCUUUCGACGAAGGUGUGAAUCUCCUCGCCCAACUGUGCCAGCACAUAGCACAUAACUAACCGGUCAAAAGGGAAGUACAUCGACCGAAGAGACCGGGAAGCCGUGGACUGUUCAAAGACAAUCUGGAUCAUAGCAACAAACGCGCUGGAUCGGAAAAUCGUCGAUUUUUGUGAACGCAACCCGAAUGUCUUCAAGAGCGAUGAUGCAGAGAAACACGUUCGACUGAUGACCGAGUUGGAAAAGACCCUGAAGAAGCAAUUAAAACAUACUUUCGGAGUAUUUCCCUCCUCUCCUCUUAUGUACCACGUCGACGGACUAAACCCAUACUAACUCUCCUCCGACAGAACCCCUUAUCCGGCAGAAUCUCAGCUGUCCUCCCUUUCCUCCCCUUCUCCCUCGGCGAACAAGCAGUGGUGACGCACAAAUACAUCCUCGAACUGAAAAAUAAAGUCCUAGCGCCCGUGGACCUCUCCUCGGGAAAACUAGUCGGAAGAGUACUCUUGCACAUCAAGAGUGACGGUGCCGUCUGCGAAACUGUAGCGACGGAAGGGUAUGAUCCGGACCAGGGCGCGCGUUCGCUGCAGACUGCGGUCAAGACACGUGUUGAGGAGGAGCUAGUGCACACAUAUUUAGAAGAAGACGAGGUUAUUUCUGAGACCCAGGCUCUCGCGGAUUACACAGUGGAUAUUCAGCGGGAUGGGACGUUGUUGAUAUUUAAGUCUACAGGGGCGGAGAAGUCUUUCGCGGAUUAG
Messenger RNA from Tuber aestivum (summer truffle), 2156 nucleotides. The record is from the annotation of a GenBank genome assembly. NCBI's taxonomy places the organism in Eukaryota, Fungi, Ascomycota, Pezizomycetes, Pezizales, Tuberaceae.